Arabidopsis arenosa is the source of this 1202-nucleotide messenger RNA. The record is from the annotation of a GenBank genome assembly. NCBI's taxonomy places the organism in Eukaryota, Viridiplantae, Streptophyta, Magnoliopsida, Brassicales, Brassicaceae.
UAGGGCUCCGUUGUUCUCAGAGGAUCUUCUCUGUUCCAAGCUUGAGAACUAGAAGUCGUUCGUUCUCGGUUUCUUCACGAAGUCACUGAGGCUCUCGCGACGUGGCUGUUACUUCCCGUCGGGUGAGAAAAGACAUGUCGAAUGAUUUGCAAUCGGGGCAAAACAACAAUCUGAAUUUAUCUCCGGCGGAUGUACCUCCAUGGGUUAGAUAUUUGGCCGAUAGCUCGGCCCGUUUGGUUUUCAAAUACGGGGUUGAGAUGGAGAGUAGUAUGAUGACAAGCUAUGCGAGAGACCCAGAUUACUCCUUCUUCCGGAGCUCAGAUCGUUAUCACGCUUAUUACCAGAAAAAGCUUGCUGAAUACCGCGCGCAGAAACAUGAGGGACCUGAGAUCAAAUAUAGUGAUUAUGGGAUAGCUGAUACUCCAUUGAGGGUGAAGGUGAGGGAACCGUUUCGAAAACCUCCCGAGUUUCAGGCCUAUCUUCCUGAAAGCUUUAGUUACAAGAUGAAGCGUCCGCCUCCACCACCUCGCAAGUAUGCAGCUAUACUCCCUAAAUGGAUCACUGGCAAAGAGCUUGAAACUAUCAAGGCUACAGCCAAGUCUGUGGCGCAGCACGGCCAAGUCUUGAAUUUGGUCAAGGAAGGGAAUAUGGACGAGCCUCAGUAUCAGUUUAUGAUCCCAGGUGAUUGGAGGUAUUUGUAUUUCAAUAACCUUGUUGAUGCCUAUCGCCACGACAAUCUGAGGACUGCGGAGUUGGUGGCGUCAGAGUCGGAGGUGGCCGCUUAUGAAGAAUCCUUCCAACGUUUUUUCGAGGAAAAGAAGAAGCUGCAUGAGGGAGCCGAGUUAGCUGUGAUUGAUUCACAUGAAUUUGUGUGGAUGCUACUGCUUAAACCUCCGGAUGAGUCGGAGGGAUCAGAGCCCAAGAGACAAAGAUGUUUUGAAGAGUCGGAGGGAGCAGAACCAGAGAGACAAAGAUGUUUUGACGAAUCAGCCCUUUCUCCAGAGGACCAGUUUCUUGCUCAACAUCUAGCUAGCAGUCAAACAUUUUCAGGGGUUGUCUACAAUGACUGUUUUUAUCCCAGAAAUUGAUGACAGGCGAGCCAUUGAGAUCACAGUGGAGACGUUAUCGGAAAACGUGGCAAGUAAGUAAGCUCUUCGUUAUAUUGCACAUUACAAUGUGGGCGAUAAAGGGAUCAUAACACU